AGCGCACUAUAAAGCAGGAGUCCAUUCUCUGUUUUGGGGACACUAAGAGAGUAAACUCGGACAAUAGCUCGACUGAUCAAUAUAUUUUACCAUUUUGAAACGUGCCUCUGGGAUCAGAGCAUUGUUCUUCUUUGACCGUUUCACUAAGGUUGUGUUGAAGCCAGAAAAAAGAGUUGUCAUUAUGGUGCUAAUGAUACUGCCAUUCAUUGGAUCACUGUCGGUAUCUGAGAGUUUGGUGGCCAUGACAACAGUGUGUCUGGUCUACCUGCUUCUCAAGUAUUUCCACACUGAUAUUCCUGAGGGGCUUCGUCGGCUCCCGGGCCCAAAGCCUUUGCCUAUAAUUGGGAAUGUGCUGGAAAUGGGCAGCAGACCUUACCUGAGUCUCACUGCCAUGAGCAAGAGAUACGGUGAUGUCUUCCAGAUCCAGAUUGGCAUGCGUCCCGUGGUUGUGCUGAGUGGCAACGAAACUGUUCGACAGGCUCUUAUCAAACAGGGGGAUGAGUUUGCAGGCAGACCUGACCUGUACAGCUUCCGCUUCAUCAACAAUGGCAAGAGUCUGGCCUUCAGCACCGACAAGGCUGGUGUCUGGCGUGCCCGCAGAAAGCUGGCCUACAGUGCCCUGCGGUCCUUCUCCACCUUAGAGGGCACAACCCCAGAGUACUCCUGCGUUCUGGAAGAACACAUCUGCAAAGAGGGAGAGUGUCUGAUCAAACAGCUCAACACCGUCAUGAAGGUUGACGGCAGCUUUGACCCAUUCCGCUACAUCGUUGUCUCCGUGGCCAAUGUGAUCUGUGGGAUGUGCUUUGGGCGACGCUAUGACCACAAUGACCAGGAGCUGCUCAGCCUUGUGAACCUCAGUGAUGAGUUUGGCCAGGUGGUGGGCAGUGGGAACCCUGCAGACUUCAUCCCUGUUCUUCAAUACCUGCCCAGCACAACAAUGAAGAAGUUUGUGGACAUCAAUAACCGCUUCACCACGUUUGUGCAAAAGAUCGUCAGCGAGCACUACGCCACCUAUGACAAGGACAACAUCCGUGACAUCACCGACUCCCUCAUUGAUCACUGUGAAGACAGAAAGCUGGAUGAGAACUCCAAUGUCCAGAUGUCAGAUGAGCAGAUUGUAGGAAUUGUCAAUGACCUGUUUGGAGCUGGUUUUGACACCAUCUCCACUGCCUUGUCGUGGUCAGUGAUGUACUUGGUGGCUUACCCAGAGAUGCAGGAAAGGCUUUAUCAAGAACUGAAGGACAAAGUCGGUCUGGACCGCACUCCUCUCCUCUCUGAUAGAUCCAACUUACCUUUCCUGGAGGCCUUCAUUCUGGAGAUCUUGCGCCACUCUUCAUUCCUGCCCUUCACCAUCCCACACUGCUCUUCAAAAGACACAUCACUGAAUGGCUACUUCAUUCCCAAAGACACGUGUGUCUUCAUCAAUCAGUGGCAGAUCAACCAUGAUCCUGAGCUGUGGAAAGAUCCAUCUUCCUUUAACCCAGACCGCUUCCUGAGCCCUGAUGGCACUGAGCUCAACAAGCUGGAAGGGGAGAAGGUGAUGGCUUUUGGCAUGGGAAAGCGGCGCUGUAUCGGCGAGGUCAUUGCACGAAAUGAAGUCUUCCUCUUCUUGGCAAUCAUUAUCCAGAAGCUGCACUUCCAUAAGAUGCCUGGAGAGCCGCUGGACAUGACACCUGAAUAUGGCCUAACAAUGAAGCACAAACGCUGCCACCUGAGAGCCACGAUGCGAGCAAGGGAUGAGCAGUGAAGUUACUAACAAUGUACAAUGUAUGACUCAAGAGAUAGUUGAAUUUAGCACUGUAAGGGUCACAGUCAGGUUAGGAGCCAGUGGAAGAAGCAUCUUUCUCAGAAUGUAAGGCACUGGAUGCUGAAAUUGAUCUACAGAGCUAAUGGCAUUGAAGCAAAUAACUGAAAUUUGCUUGUUGCAGAUUGUCAGAGAUGUUUGAGAUAGGUUUGUAUGAACAUUUCUCUGUCAUGUUUUGGGUUCUCUAAGAGAUAUUCCUGCACAUGGUUGUUGCUUCUCUGUGAAGUAUAAGGAGACACUUGGUUCUCCUGUAAUGUUGUCCAGUAAUCUAAACUGCUCCCAUUCAGAAGUUGUAAAACACCCAGAAACUAAGAUGCCUUAUUUAACUUUGGGACCAACUGUAUGUUUUACUGAAUAGGUAUUGCUAUGUUGGCUAUUGCAACCUAUUUUUUUUCUGUGACACAGAACAGACAUUACCAUAUGAUACAGUUUUUACUUGUAAGCUAACAUGUUAUUCCAUUAUGAUGUGGAUGUAAGACACUGAAGAUAUAUUUUUAUCCCAAAAUGUGAUUUUGUGUGUAUAUCAAGUUCUUUUUAUUUUAUAAAGUAAUUUUUAUGUGCCUAGCAUUUGUAUAUAUUUGAGGUUUUGCUGUGCAUCUAUAUGAUUUACAAGGACACCAAAAGAGUUCCAGUGAUUUUUGGAAUAUAUUAGUAAGCUAUACAGUUUUGUAUUUCUAUUUCUAAUGUAUCAAUGAUUGUAUAACAUGUAAGGGCAUGUGAUUGGGGCAUUCUUUCAUCAGCCACACAAAUAAAAUAAAUGUUUUAAAGAUCA
Lates calcarifer (barramundi perch) is the source of this 2576-nucleotide messenger RNA. It is a transcript of the gene cyp1a, whose product is annotated as cytochrome P450 1A1. NCBI's taxonomy places the organism in Eukaryota, Metazoa, Chordata, Actinopteri, Centropomidae. Bases 182 to 1747 code for a protein of 521 amino acids. The transcript is spliced from 7 exons. The record is from RefSeq and is a predicted model, not a curated record. Gene Ontology annotation, biological process: hormone biosynthetic process; progesterone metabolic process. Gene Ontology annotation, molecular function: steroid 17-alpha-monooxygenase activity; oxidoreductase activity, acting on paired donors, with incorporation or reduction of molecular oxygen, reduced flavin or flavoprotein as one donor, and incorporation of one atom of oxygen; iron ion binding.